Anisakis simplex (herring worm) is the source of this 942-nucleotide messenger RNA. NCBI's taxonomy places the organism in Eukaryota, Metazoa, Nematoda, Chromadorea, Rhabditida, Anisakidae. The record is from the annotation of a GenBank genome assembly.
AUGAGCGCGAUUGGUCCAUAUGCUUAUGAUCACAAAAUAGGCCGAGAAGUGCUUAAGCAUGGUAAUGGUACUUUAAAAUACGCGAAUUACCAUAUAUUCACAUAUAACCAAAAUCAUUCGUGUGAUCACUGUUCUUUAGAUCACAGAGUUUGGAUACCGAAUAUAGUUUUUCAGAAAUUUGUGGAAGCCGCAUCGAAUCCAAGUAUGAAAGCAGCUCAAGCUGCACUAACUUCGCAAACACCAUUUCUUGAAGUAUCAGUUCGUGAUAUGUUAUUCAAAGGAUAUAAGGAUCCAUUCCUUGAUAAGGUAUGUGCGAUUCCGUUCAUGAAUUUCAUAUGUGAAGCUGUACUCGAUCUCCCCGACCGAAUCGCCUUCCUCGGCCAUAUCAACAAUACCAAAUCAAAUGCAUUUGAAAUUUCCACCGGUGAAAAUGACGAUGGUGAAAGUUUGGGUCAAAUUCAAACGUGGAAUGACGAAAGUUCUGUGCCAGAGGCGUGGUGGUCAGGCGAAUUCGCUACGAUGUUGAAUGGUUCAGAUGGGAGCUUGUUUAAACCGUUCAUUGAUAAAUCCAGCAAACUGUACAUAUUCGUACCAGAUUUGUGCAGGUCGAUUCAUUUCACAUUCGAUAAGGAAGUGAUUUAUAAGGGUAUAAAUGCAUACAGAUUUACGGUGCCUCCGAAAUUAUUCGACUGGAAUGAGCCAAAUAACGAAGCGUUCUGUUACAAUUCAGGCAAAGAGUUUUUCAAGGAAAAUGAGGAAUGUUUACCGAAGGGAUUGAUUGAUAUCAGCAGAUGUCGGAAAGGAGAACCACCUAUAGUGAUAUCUUUGCCAAAUUUUUUAUUCGCAGAUGAUCAAGUGAAGGAAUCUGUAAUCGGCUUGAAUGCCUCUUCAGUAGAUCACGAUGAUAUCGAGAUGAUAUUGGAACCGGCUUGUUUCAUCUAA